Molecule: messenger RNA, 2221 nt
Organism: Rosa rugosa (rugosa rose)
Lineage: Eukaryota; Viridiplantae; Streptophyta; Magnoliopsida; Rosales; Rosaceae
Product: putative FBD-associated F-box protein At5g53635
Molecular function (GO): protein binding
Source: RefSeq, a predicted model, not a curated record
AUGAGAGAAAUUCGAUUUGACAUUGUUCAUAUAAAUGCAUCAGGGUAUAAAUGGCUUCGAAUUCCAAGAGUCACAGAUAGAAUCAGUGACUUACCAGAUUCACUUCUUUGUCACAUCCUUUCCUUUAUUCCAACAAAGUACUCUGUAAGCACCAGCAUUUUGUCUGCAAGGUGGAAGAGAGUCUGGGCCUCUGUUCCCUGUCUAGAGUUUUAUGACGGACUUUUUCCGGACUUUGAAAGUUUUGUGUUGUUUGUUAGUCGUGUACUUUACUUUCAUAACUCAUCAAACAUUCAAAAGUUCAAACUAGAAUGCUACAAUGCUGAGUGUUUCUUUCAUAUUUAUGGUUGGAUUCGCACCGCCAUUAUGCAUAAUCUUGUUGAACUUGAUCUUUGUGUUGAAAAAGAUGGAUCACAUUCAGAGGACGAGCGUCUCGAGUUGCCUAAGAGCCUUUUCAUGUGCAAAACACUGGUUGUUUUGAAACUGCAGUCAACUUUUGUCAUCAAUACUCCUACUUCAUGGUGUUUGUCAUGUCUCAAGGUUCCGUUCAUUACAGUUUAUCAUCCUGAUAAUGACCCGAUGGAAAAGCUUUUGCCUGGCUGCCCUGCACUUAAAGAUUUGGCUAUAUCUGGAACUGUGGGAGAAGGUUAUUUGAAUUUCAACGUCUCUGCGCUUGAACUUAAGAAGUUAAGAAUCAAUCUUGACACUGUAGAAGAUUAUAGUUUGGCUGAUUAUAAUGAAGCUUUUGUUAGAGCUCCAAAGCUCGAAUACUUUGGUCUCAAGCAGACCGCUUUGUCAAAUUCUGUUUUGGAGAAUUCGAAGUCUUUAGUCAAAGCCACUAUUGAUCUCAAUUACCACACAGCAACUGAACAUUCUGGCUUUGCUGGCCGUGCGACUGCACUUUUGAAAGGGAUGGGAAAUAUCGUUGGUUUAAUUUAUUUAGUUUAUCUGAUUCUGGAAAUUUAUGUUUUGAAAGGGUAUAACCCAAUUAAUUUCUCCUCGAGUUUCUGUUUGAUGAAUAAUCUAUGUUUCAUGAAGGAGAAUUGUGAUCUGCCUGUUUUUGGUAAUUUGAACCAAUUGAGACUGGUUCUUCAUUGUUGCUGUUCUUGGUGGGCAGAGUUGCUGAAGAGAUCACCUAAUCUAGAAUCUCUUGUCUUAGAACACGACGUCUACAAUUGUGAUGGAAUAGCGGAAUAUGGUUUUGAAAAGAUGGAGCUACUUUGGCAUCCUCCUGAGUUGGUGCCAAAUUGUUUGUUGUCACACGUCAAGACUAUCUGUAUCAAAAGAUUCCUGGGAAGGGACGAUGACUUUGAAGUGGCAAAAUAUUUGUUAAAGAAUGGUAAAGUUUUGAAUAGCAUGAAAAUUUACACAGGUGACUUUUUUGUGUGUACAAAGGAGGAUAUGUUGGAGAAACUUUUAAUGUUUGAAAGGGGUUCUAAGACAUGUCAAGUUGAAAUUGCCUGAGAGUCCUUUCUUGUAAAAGCUUUUACAAGGUUGUUGUCUUGGAAGUUGAGUUCUAGUUUUUGGAAUGAUAUAAAUUGUAAAAUUACCUCAGUUGAUCUUCAGCUGGAUCUCUAUCUGCUACUCUCUUUACUCGUGGAUAGUUUGAGUAUCUUGAAUGCACUGUAUAUCUGUAUUCCGAAGAGAAUACAUUAUGGGUAGCCUGUUGACAAUUUCAUACUUUCUAAACUUUGAUUGGUGGAUUUACUCUGAACAAAAUCCCAACAAAGACAGAUUAUCUCGUGGAUUUUCUUCUGUUUUCUAAAAAAAUUCCGGUAAUGAUCACAUUUGAGUACAUUUCGAGUACUGUUGUAAAUAAUGUUGGUUGUAAUUCAACUUUUGUUAUCAGUUAAGUUGUAGCUGUUAUGUAAUCCUCAUUGCUUUCACUCUCCGAUCUAAUUUUUAGUCAGAUCGGCCUUCUUCGGAAGGCUGCAUGAGAUGGAAGUGGGAACUUUCUUGUUGGAGAAGGGUCAAGUUUUAAAAUAGCACAAUGACCAAGAUUACAAACGAGCAUAUGGCCCAAUGGGUGCAUUACUGGUCCUCCAAUGGAUUUCUCGAACAAUAAGUCAAUAACGAGAGUGGGCUUAUACGAAACUAGGUUUCACCUUCUUUUCAGUCUUGAUAAUGAAGGCACUUGAGGGUUGCAGACUCAUGAUCUUGAUUCUCGACGUACCCAUUUUCAUAGCCUUUCUUCUUAACAAUCAAGGUCCAUUUGUGAAGCUCU